Molecule: messenger RNA, 2883 nt
Organism: Hydractinia symbiolongicarpus
Lineage: Eukaryota; Metazoa; Cnidaria; Hydrozoa; Anthoathecata; Hydractiniidae
Exons: 17
Coding region: 82-2751 (889 amino acids)
Source: RefSeq, a predicted model, not a curated record
UUUUCAUUAUCUACUUGCAAACAGUAAGCGAACAAGUAGAUAAUGAAAAAGUGAAAAUAUAAGGUUGGUGGAGCAGAAACAAUGACCAACAUUCAGCUUGUUGUCAUAACAACACUGCUUAUUUUGAACACAUAUGACACAAAACACAGGCGAAAAGCAAAGCUCUAUGAUGACAGAAAACUCAAAAAGAUCGUGAAAAGAUUCGACACACUUCAGUAUGAUCCUGGCAGUAUAGCCGCGUAUCCACAACAACGUAUCUACACUCGUCCAAUCGACAUGCUGUCUGGAUCGUCCAUACCAAAAUCUAAUAUACCAUUUGCACCAGAAACGAUGAGCAGUUUCCAACCUCCAGAGCAACAAACUGAUGAUAUACCGUUAGGCCCUCUUGUACAGAGUGACAAUAGCGCAGGUCAACCAGACGGGACGGAGGGAGAUGUACAUUUAAAAGAUCUGUUAACAUUCAUUCGCAAAACAAACAUUCCUGAGGAUCCAUUCACAACACCUGGUUCGAACAUGGCCUCCUCAUCGCCAAUUCUCCCACAAAGCACCACAGUAGAAGAUCGACCAGAAGAUUUUUUCCCGCAAGCAAAACGAUUUAAUGUUCCGCAGGCCCAACCUGGGGCAACGCUGUACAACAAUUAUAGACAACAAAAUGUAUUUCAAGACGCUCCCAACAUGUACGAUGUUAGAAAGAACAGCAUACCAUAUCAACCGAAAAAGGAUGUGUCAUUCGUGGAUCCAUUAGAAGGGUUGAAGCAAGCGAUAACACAAAAAGCUAAACUAUCAAAUUUACCACAAAGACCUAACAUAAACUUUUACAAGAAAUCAUCCAUCCCGCGAGCAAGCCAAGCAAAAAACAAUGCACCGCUAAUCCGAACUACACUUGGGAAGUUUUAUUCACCAGUCCAGUCAAAAUACAGCAGUAUAUUGAGAAAGCAAGAUCCGUAUGAUGAUUUGCACAAAGCAAUAACCCUGAAAGUACGCAGAGAAAAUGUUCAGCAAAUGCAAUCAGAUGGGAUAAGAGAAGUAUCUACAGCAGUGUAUCCGAGUGCAUAUAAAGGAACGAAAAAAAUGGACAUCCCUGGAAUAACUGUUGAACACUUACCAACUGCAGAAAAUAACGUGCUGAUUAUGACUAAAACGGACGAAUUACGUCGAAACAUUAUACCAUACAGCAACGGCACAAGAGGUUUUGUUCAUGAUGCUAACAUCGAAGCCGAAUCAAAAAGAUCGUCCAUUCCUUCACCAUCACCACAAAAGCAGCAGCAAGACUUUGAGAAUACCAAAAGGUUUAAAAUCCCAUAUUCAAUGAAUGCAGCCUCACAGGAAGUCGCACCACAAUUUGUUGAUGUCAAAAAUGGUUAUGGAAACACACAGCAGAAAUAUAUCAUUCCUGCAUCAACAAGUGAUUCUGUUUAUCCUGUAGCUGCUCAGCAGGUGGAUGGGAAGAAACAGGAGAAACCUGCUCAAAGAUCCUUCAUUCCAUUGUUGACGAAACCAUUCAUCGAUUCUUCACCAGUCGUGUUGAGACAAUAUCCUGCAGAAUCAAUGUAUCGAAAGUCAGGCAGUGAUCCAGGACUUGUGCUAAAGAAGUCAUUAAUCCAAGGUGCUUACCCCUCCUUAAACUUUGCUAACAUUUCACCUAAUGAACAAAAGAAAUCAGUGAUUCCAGGUGUAGAAGAGAUUACUCAACUUACACAAAGCACACCGUUCUCCAGUGAAGUGAAGAAAACAGCAAUUGUCGAUCCUGUAGAGGGGAUAGAUGCAGUUCAGUCCGAUGUAAAUCAUCUAAAUACAACAUCAACAACAAACGCAGAAGAUGCUAGCAACACAGAUAGUUUGCCAUCUGCUGAAGACAUGGAGAAGACAAAAAUCCAACGUGAAAUGCACCUGAUUAAUCAGCUAAAUGCAAUGAAGAAAUCAACAAUACCGCACCCAUACGAUAUGAUACCAUCAUUUGCAACACAAAAUGAUGACAGAAGGAAUGUCUACAACGACACGCAGAGAUCAACAAUCCCAACAUCAAACGAACAACCUCAAAAGAACAAUCAAACAACUAAAUCCACCACGUUUGGUGCUUUAUCGGAAGUAAAUACACCAUUGGGAAUGCAAACAGUAAACCUCGCAGCACAAACUGAAAAUUCUUUUGGAGAUAAUAUUCAGGUCUACAACUCAGCUGCAGAAGCAAACGAGAACUCGCAAUAUAUGAACCAUCCCACAGUCGAGGAAAACAUGUCACAAGAUGUCUCUAAAAAAUCUUAUAUUCCUCAUCCUGAUACAUCCUCCACGCAAUUGGAAAUAAAAAAAUCUGUUGUUCCUCAAGCAGGAGGAGUUGCUGACUCCACACCAUUAGUAUUACACGUACACCCUGCAGAAUCAAGUGAACGACACAAUAUUGCUGCAAAGCAAGAAAAUCCACACCAAUUGGUGGUGAAUGAAGAUGAUCUGAAGAAAUCAACAGUACCAAACACUGAAAAGCACAUUGCAGAGAAUAACGUCAAAGAGUAUGCGACAUUUCAACAGUCCUCCAACAUCCAACCUGAAAAUACACCUGAUGAAAAUCUAAAUUAUCAAGCUAUUGAAAAUGCAGAGAAGAAAUCUGGCAUUCCAAAUUUACCUUACACGAACUAUGAUGAUACUGAUGUUUCAAGCAAUGAUGAAAAACAGGAGACAAGUUCAGAAAAGAAAGACGAAAUACCAAAAGUGAGAGAUUCUUAUCCAUUGCGGCUUCGAAUUUAUCCUCCACAUUAAAAGGUAAAAAUUACCCACAACACAGAGAUAACUAAUAAUUUAUUUUAUAGCAUUAAUUUAUUACGCUGUUUGGUAAAAUUUAAACAUUUGAUUAUCCUUUCAUUAAUCUACUAACAAUUCUUGUGUUUUUUA